AUGAUAGUUCUGUGGGCUCAAAUAGCCAAGCACCUUCCUGGGAGAACAGAUAAUGAAGUUAAGAAUUUCUGGAAUUCAGCCAUCAAGAAGAAAAACAUUUCUCAAAACCUCUGUGAUCUGGCCACAUUUUCAAAUUUCUCAAAUCCAAACUCGAAUUUCCCCCAAUAUCUUGAAUUGGAUAAAGUGUACAUCCCUGCCUCACCACCACCACCGCAAGGGUUUGUUUUUGGUGAUUUUAGAGCCGAUCAGGUGAGUCACAGCGCCUAUUUGUUCAACAGGUCACCUUCUGGUUCAUCUGCACCAGCAUAUCCAUUGGGAUACCAGCCUCAAUUCAUUGAUCAUCAACAGCAAAUUCUUCAACAUGAAGAUAAUUCCAUUUUCAGCUGUGAUGAAUAUCCAUUUUUUGCAACAGAUAAGCUCUUAAAUCAGAAUCCCGCAAUGCUAUCUCUGCUGCCAAAACAAAUUAUGAAUGUGAAUGAAUGUGGGGCUACCUAUUCAUCUGCUUCACAAGAGAAAGUACUCGAAUCAAUUGCUGGCUUCUCAAAUUUCCCUUCCAAAAGGCUUUAUGCAAAUGACAUGCAGGUUUUAUCCGAUCACAUAGAGUAUAAUAAAUCCGUCGUGUCAGCAUUAUCUUCAUCAUCCCCGUCCUAUUUCUUCUCAUCAUCGUCCUUACCAUUGUCUCCAUUACCAAGCAGUGGCCCAGUGUUUGUGAACCCCUCUCUUCCUUCAAGAUGGGUUCCCUAG
Molecule: messenger RNA, 744 nt
Organism: Fraxinus pennsylvanica
Lineage: Eukaryota; Viridiplantae; Streptophyta; Magnoliopsida; Lamiales; Oleaceae
Source: the annotation of a GenBank genome assembly